Molecule: messenger RNA, 1397 nt
Organism: Phalaenopsis equestris
Lineage: Eukaryota; Viridiplantae; Streptophyta; Magnoliopsida; Asparagales; Orchidaceae
Product: plant cysteine oxidase 2
Exons: 5
Coding region: 306-1142 (278 amino acids)
Molecular function (GO): oxidoreductase activity, acting on single donors with incorporation of molecular oxygen, incorporation of two atoms of oxygen
Source: RefSeq, a predicted model, not a curated record
CAAUAAAUAAUGGUUUUUGCCUCCAUAUUCAAACCCCUCGCCCCUCAUAUACCCCAAAGUAUCCAUCAAUCUCAACAAGAAUGAAAAACAUAUCUUCCCAACGCCCAAAUUCUUCUACCUGGUUUUGUCAAAUGGCACAGAUCCUGUAGAUUUACUUUUCCUAUUCCUUCUUCAUAUCUUGUAAAAGAAUUCUGCCAUCACUUCCAUCAUUUCAUCAAAAUUCCAUCUUUCCAUCUUUUUUGAACUCCAGAGGACCGAAUCCCUGCCGGGCCUUGCUCGCUUUCUUUUCGUGGUCUCGCUUCUCGAUGAGAUUGGAGGACGAGUUUCUUCGCAAAAGCUCCGGCGCACAAUUGGUUGCGAAGAAGAACAAUCUGCCAUCGAAGAAAGGUAAGCGGAGGAAGAGGAGGCCCGAUUGUAUGCCGUCUGUGGUGCAGCGGCUCUUUGAUACGUGUAAAGCUGUGUUCGCCGAGGGAACAGCUGGGUUUGUUCCGCCCCCAGAAGAUGUUGCCCGUAUUCGAUCCAUUCUCGAUAGUAUGAAACCAGCAGAUGUUGGUCUAUCCCCAAAGCUUCCAUAUUUUAAAAGCAUCGAAAAUGGCGGACCUCCGCCCAUAACAUACCUCCAUGUUUACGAGUGUCCUGAAUUCUCGAUUGGUAUUUUCUGUUUGCCCCCUUCUGCCGUUCUUCCUUUACAUAAUCACCCAGGAAUGACAGUCUUCAGUAAACUAUUGCUUGGCUCCAUGCACAUCAAAUCCUAUGACUGGGUUGUGGUUUCCCAAGAUUCCCAUGAACCUUCUCAUGUGGAUUUGCCAUCAGGCGAGCGGCUGGCGAAAGUGAAGACUGAUGAUGUGUUUACUGCUCCAUGUGAGACUUCCAUACUUUACCCAUCUUCUGGAGGCAACAUGCAUUGCUUUACUGCUAAGACCGCGUGUGUAGUGCUUGAUGUGCUCGGUCCUCCAUACUCUGAUCCUGAACGGAACUGCACAUAUUAUUAUGCUCAUGCUUAUGCGAAAUAUGCAGGUGAGUCAGGGCUAGAUCUUGGUGAAGGUGAGGGGUACAGUUGGCUCCAAGAGAGAGCCGGGCAGCCGGAGGAAUUGCUCGUCGUUGGAGCAAAAUACAGAGGACCCAAUAUAGUGGAGGAUUGAUGACAAAAAAUGCUGCAUUCAUUCUGAAAAUAAAGAAUUUCUCUUCUUUACUCCAAAUAUUUGGAGGAAAAAAAUCUGAAUCGCUCUUAUUGCUGUAAAUACAUAGAAAAAAAAAAUGUUUAAGAGUUGAUAAAUUAAGGGUUGGAUCCUCAGUAUGUACACUGAUUUGAUUUGAACAGAUUCUGUAUUGUUUCUGAAAGCAAUCUGCCAUUGCUGAAUUUGCUUCAUGGUCAUUUUAUUUAAUAUAUGUUUCGG